ACGAAAACUAAAAGUCCCUCCCAGUGGUGUUUCAAAUGCUCUGGCAUUGUAGUGCACAAAAACACGAUGAGUGCUUCCGAGGGCCACUGGGAACCCCUAGCCGAGAUUUACCUGUCGCAUCCACUGGUGAAGGAUAAGAAAAAAAGCAUCUAUUGCUUGUGCAGUCGUGUGUUUAUCAAAAACUACUACGAUGUUUACGUGUCCACCUUGGAACGUGGUGAUUCUGUACCCUUGAUACCAUCGAUGGAUCCCACAGCGCAAACAGAACGGUCAUAUUCUCCGAUAGCUGUGAAGACAGCAGAAACUGCGGGUGUUGCCGAUGAUGUAAAAGAAACUGCACAAUAUUUGACUGGUGGUGCUUCGGACGAGCUCUUGGAUGUACUGGACCGUGCAGAGGUGGACGAUGUGUUUAUCGAGGAACCGCUAGUAAAGCAACUUAGCUUUGGCCGUGAUGGUGUGCGAAAAAUGCCAUCGAAAUGGGGUGAUCGAGAUGCGGGAACUACAAGUGACGCCAGCUGCUACUUCAGUGCCAGUGCCAGUCACUCCGAUACCAACUAUUGCAGUACUGAUGAGCACGAACAUGUGCUCUAUGCUUCUGGUGGUGGAUCGCAAACUGUUGCGACAGGCUUAACGACGGGUAACUCAACCGUGAGAAGUAUCGUAACAUCCGGAUUGCAUUCUAGCGACAGUGGUGCUGACCUGUCUGAACGAAUUCUUGAACGGAAGCUAUCGCUUAAAGAUGAGCUGCUUGAAAGUGGUCGUACUAAUACCGACGAUAAUGAACAUGGUCCAGGGUGUGCGGGGCCCAUGCCAUCCGUUGCAUCAAUGGAACGGAACAACAGUCUUCCAGAGGCAUUCGGACGGGAGGAUUUACACGACGCAUGGGAAACGUACUGGAGCAAACACGGCGAGGCAAUAAUUUGGGCGUCUUGGAUUGAAAAGUAUAGUGACUAUAUAAAUCCGGAGUACCUAGAACCGGGAGAUGCUGGCCAGGCUACUGGUACCAAUACGCCUCAUGACAAAAGUGAAGCCACUCCGGGAACUGCGACAGAGGUGGAUAAAGAUUUUUCUUUCGAUAACGAUGCAAUUACGGCAACCAGUAUGGAAAUCGUUGUGUCUGCCUGUUCGCCCCACCCCUACACUAAAUCAACUUACCAAAUGGCACACUGGCAAUUGCCUUUCGGUGAAGGCGCAGCGGGCAGCAGCAUCGGCGGUGGUGUAGAUGAUAUUCUUUGGUGUGCCCACCGUUCAGGGAGCUGCGAAAAUGAAGCUCUACUAAGUCCACGAUGUGAUUCUGUUACAUCGAGCAUACCGCUUACGAUAGGCACUACGGAUUCCAUGACCAACGUCACGCGGAUGACAAUUUCGAGUUACGAUUUUUGUAGCUCGAAGGUAAGCUCGGAAAGCUCAAACCUUUCCGCAAGUCUUAGUUCUGAAAAUUCAAACGAAAGCUCGAACAGUUCGGAUAUGCUUGAAACGGAGUAUUUAGUAGGUGCGAAUGAAACGGCGGGAGCUCCGAUACCACCGGAUGAAGAGGCCGCGAUGGAUGGCGAGCAAUAUUGGCAGAUUUUGUGGCAGCAACAUUUUCAAGAGCUGUAUGCCAAACAGUACCAUCACUUCAUGGCCGAACACGCGCACGACGAGCAGAGUGCGAGCUGUGGUGAACGUAGCACAAACUCAAAGUACCAUAAACGAAAGCGCCACACCAAUAAUGGUGGAAGCAGAGGCGAUACUCGCUCCUCGUUCCAGGAGUCGGAACAGCAGCUUCCGGAAAUGGUUGCAGAAAUGCGUUUGUCACAAACGGAAGAAACGAAUGAACCCAAGGAUGGAAAUGACGACACGCGUAGCAAGGAACCUAAAGAUGCACAAACAGCAGAGUCGGUCGAAGAUUUAUCGAUGGUGCUGCAAUCGUACGGUUUACCAACGGCAUUUGGGAAACCAUCGCAAUCAUCACCAGCAGGCGACGGAGGUGAUGACAGACCACCGAAUGAAAAGCCUAUUAACCUGAAACGCAGUCACGAGAGUGACAAUGAAGAAACGCCAAAAGAACGUCUGAAGGCUGCGUUUGAGCUGAUGGGAUACUCUUUCUCCGAUCCGGCCAAUGAGACGGAAUCGAUCAUAAACCUCUCUGGCGAGGUAUUUUAUCGCAAGAAGCACAUUCGGUUACACAAUCGAGUGUUGAAAAUGAAACACCACAAACCAAAGCAUACAUACUUCGAUGACGAUGGGAACGAACUGCAGAUGGUAGGUGCCACCGACAAGACCGAUUCUGCCGCUCCGGGAGCACUGCUCCUUCACACUUCUUCCGACGACGAUGAUACCAACCCAGGAGCGCUGGGCAGAGCAAGUGUACGAUCGAGUGCGAUCCUCGAGUAUAAUCAACUUCCGGUUGCUGCCGGAAAGGAUGUUGAUUCGGUGGAAAGUGGUGAUGGACCCGAGACCGCUGUGGAAACUCCAGCUGUUGCUUCCAGCGAAAGUGGAUGCGCAUUGCCAACCAGCACGAAGAAGGAGAAGAAAAAGAAACGCAAAACUAAAUUCGUGGCCAGCCUUCCGGCCGACAUCGCCAACGACCGAUCACUGCUUAAGUAUUGGUAUAAACGGUUUUCUCUGUUUUCGCUUUUCGACUCGGGUAUCCGGCUUGAUCGGGAAUCUUGGUUUUCGGUCACACCGGAAAAGGUGGCAUCACAUACGGCCGAACGUUGUCGUUCGGAUUUGAUAAUCGACGCAUUCUGUGGCUGUGGAGGCAAUACGAUUCAGUUUGCUUUUAGCUGUCAAAAGGUGAUCGCAGUCGAUAUCGACCCUCGGAAGAUUGAGAUGGCCAAACACAAUGCAGCCGUGUAUGGAGUAGCGGACCGCAUAGAGUUCAUCGUUGGAGAUUUUAUGCAGCUGGUCGAUCGACUGCAGGCAGAUGUUGUGUUCCUAUCGCCCCCAUGGGGUGGUCCAGGAUAUCUGAAGGAAGAGGUUUACGAUCUGGAGCAAUCGUUGCUACCGGUUCCCGCCACGCAGCUGAUGCAAGCUGCCCAGCGUGUGAGUAAAAACGUUGCCAUCUAUUUACCACGCAACUCAAACACACAGCAACUGACGAUGUUGGCUGGACCAAACGGUGCCGUUGAAAUCGAACAGAACUUCCUCGACCGUAAACUAAUCGCACUGACCGCAUACUAUGGAGAUUUGAUCAACGAAUAAAACCGAUCACGGCAUUGCAUUUGUUGAUGUAUGGAUGUGACAGAAACACCAAGCACAGCACCGCUAGAAAGAGCGUUUAAAAAGCACACAUGCGUAAUUUAUGACUGCAUUCCGCCAUUUAAAAACAAAUGCUGUUUGUGAUUAAUUUUGGUUCGCAGAAUGAAGAAAUUCCCAUCCAGGUGACGCACACAAAGUCAGUCUUUAAUUUCACUUAAUAGCAACGCAGAAACCAUUCGGUUCGAACCGGCUGAUGGCAAUUGAGAGUAGUGUUGUGACACAUUGUAAUAGCGUCGAUGUAACUAAGGAGAUUUUAUUUAAAACACCAACGUUCUAUAUGCUACAUGGACAGCGAACUAUAUAAGAUUGGUUUGUUGGCUAAGCAAUGUUUGUAUAUUCUGCGACCUUCAUUUCCUGUUGGCGAUGUCGCACACGCUAGCUCUUUUUUCAUUAGGACAAUCUUAAGUGUAGGUAUCUGACGAACCGCUAAAAUGUAUUAGAACAUUUUAGAUGGAUUGUAUUUGCUUCCGUUAAGGACGAAUGUUAGGUUAGACGUUUCUGUUCGUGUAUACAUUUUCCUUCGAACGUUAGGAAAAAAAACAUAUUUUUAAAGCAAUUUAGUUUCCGGUGUGUUGAUUAUAGAAAUAAGUUUUGUAAGUGUAAGAAAUGAACGAUAAAGGUAAUGCAUUAACACUAUAUAAGUAAAAUGAGAAAAACUAAAGGAACUUACAGAAAUUUAUCAUA
Messenger RNA from Anopheles moucheti, 3927 nucleotides. RefSeq names its product trimethylguanosine synthase (gene Tgs1). Lineage: Eukaryota; Metazoa; Arthropoda; Insecta; Diptera; Culicidae. Bases 67 to 3186 code for a protein of 1039 amino acids. The record is from RefSeq and is a predicted model, not a curated record. Gene Ontology annotation, cellular component: nucleus. Gene Ontology annotation, molecular function: RNA cap trimethylguanosine synthase activity. The transcript is spliced from 2 exons. Gene Ontology annotation, biological process: 7-methylguanosine cap hypermethylation; 7-methylguanosine RNA capping.